AUGGACAUGCAAGAACAAGCAAAGGCUUUGUACAGAGGGGAAUCCUUGGCUCCUAUGGUUCGCGCCUCCACGACACCGCUAAGAACAUUGGCCUUGCACUAUGGAGCAGACUUUACCUACACGGAAGAAUUGGUGGACCGGUCAAUUGCCGAUACACAACGGGUUGAGAAUGAGAGUCUAGGCACCAUUGACUACGUCAAAGAUAAAUCUAAAUUGUCGAAAAAGACGCAACGAAAAUUGAAGCGCGACAACAAUCGACCUUGUUUGAUAUUGAGAAUUGACAAAAAGCUGGAAACCGACCGAAAUAAUUUGGUAUGUCAAUUGGGAACAGGAGAGCCAGAACUCGCUCUGCCUGCCGCAAAGCAUGUGUAUAAAGAUGUAGCAGCUAUUGACAUAAAUAUGGGGUGCCCGAAAAAGUUCUCCGUCUCUGGAGGAAUGGGAUCAGCAUUACUGAAGGAUCCAGAUCGGGCGGCACGAAUUGUCAAAACACUGCGAGCUGAGAUACCCCGGCCGGUCUCUGUCAAAAUACGGCUUUUACCAUCCAUUCAACAAACUGUGGACUUUUGUCAAGCCAUGAUCAAUGCGGGUGCUAAUGCUCUGGCCAUUCAUGCGAGGAAGGCUGGAACGGACUCGACAGUCAAUGCUGAUUGGGGCAACCUGAAAGAAGUCUUGGGAUUGUUGCGACCAAAGUACCCAGACUUUCCAUUCUUGGUGAAUGGGGACUUUUAUGAACGAGAGGAGCGAAACCAAUUUAUGGAAGAGACCAAAAUAGAUGGCUUCUUGUUGGGUCGGCCAGCCUUGUACAACACAUCAACAUUUUUGCCAAGGAAGUCACCAUUGGUGGACAAGACCAAUGUGAUUCAGGAGUACAUACGGCAAGCGAUGCGAUAUGAAAUUCAUUACAAGAAUGCAAAGUACGUCAUCUGUGAAAUGAUGAACAACCGACGAGCGCCAACCGAUCGCGUGCCAUAUUUGCCGCAAGCCUACAAAGGUGGCCAAACAAUCGCUAAGACUUGCAAUUGCAGCGACUACAAGGGCAUCUGCCAGGUAUGGAAUGUUCAGUGGUCAUCCUCGGCGAACCUUGCGAAGGAAAUGGCAGCUGCUGGCGAACACCGAUACGAAGACUCGUACUUUUUGAAGCGCAACAAUGCAUCCUCCUCUGUUAUUGAUACCAGCAGUAUUGAAAUUGGGAAUGCAGCCAAAAGGUCCAGAGUUGAAGUUCCGGCGAGCGGCAAUGCGAAUACCAACGACGAUAAAGUCGAAUCUCCCCCAAACAAGGAGGAAGCUGUAGCAGCUGGAGGAUCUAGGCUGCAUUGCACCAUCCAUUAG
Molecule: messenger RNA, 1329 nt
Organism: Cylindrotheca closterium
Lineage: Eukaryota; Bacillariophyta; Bacillariophyceae; Bacillariales; Bacillariaceae
Source: the annotation of a GenBank genome assembly